AUGACAGGUAUUUCAAAGGUCGAUGUUCAUCACCACAUUAUUCCCCCUCAGCUGGUUGUGGAAGGUGUCGGCCAUGGUUUGAAGGGUAUGAAGGUCCCAGAAUGGACAGUUUCAGGCGACAAAACCUUCAGUGAUUCCAUCAAUGUUCAUACCAGCAUCUUUUCCGUCAGCACUCCAGGCGUGUCCUAUAUCUCCGACCCAGAAGAAAGUGCCGUUGUUGCACGCUCAAUGAACGAGUACUGCGCGUCUCUGCGUGAUACAAACCCUCACGCAUACGGCUUUUUUGCCACAGUACCCUCGCUCCAACAUACCGAUCUUGUUCUCCGCGAGAUUAGCUAUGCCUUCGAUACUCUACAUGCAGACGGCGUAACACUCUUCACUCGCUAUGAUACCAAAACUGGUGACGGGUAUCUUGGCCAUCCAGACUAUUUGCCUGUGUGGGAGGAGCUCAACGCUCGUCAAGCCGUCGUCUUCGUCCACCCCAUCAAUAAUAGAAACAAUAACCUCUUCAAUGACAAAUUGCCAAUGCCAGCAUUUGAUUGGCCCCAUGAAACAGGCCGCACAGCCAUGGAUUUGAUUCUCCACCGGCGCCUCCAACAAUUCCCUAAUGUCAAGAUAAUUUUAUCCCAUGCUGGUGGUACACUAGUCUCAUUAAUCAGACGCUCGACUAUGAUUGCACUACCGGAAUUUGGAGCUGCAAUGAACACUGAGGAUAUCGUGGGCCAGGCCAAGAAGUUUUAUUUUGAUUUGGCGCUGAGUGGGAGUAAGGAGGUGUUGCCGCUAGUUUUGGGUUUUGCUGAAAAGGGACAUGUGCUUUUUGGGAGUGAUUACCCGCAUGCUACUGUAGGUUUCAGUAAGAAAUUUACAGAGCUUGUUGAUGAAUACCAAAUGAGAGAUGAGAUGAGGAAGGAAGUUUAUCAUGGAGCUGCGGAGAAGUUGUUUCCCAGGCUGAGCGGAACAUACGAGAUUGAGGAGUCGUAG
Messenger RNA from Lachnellula hyalina, 981 nucleotides. It is a transcript of the gene patG, whose product is annotated as 6-methylsalicylic acid decarboxylase. Gene Ontology annotation, molecular function: carboxy-lyase activity; hydrolase activity. Bases 1 to 981 code for a protein of 326 amino acids. Gene Ontology annotation, biological process: secondary metabolic process. The record is from RefSeq and is a predicted model, not a curated record. Gene Ontology annotation, cellular component: cytoplasm; cytosol. NCBI's taxonomy places the organism in Eukaryota, Fungi, Ascomycota, Leotiomycetes, Helotiales, Lachnaceae. The transcript has 2 exons.